CUUGACCUGUUAAUUGAGGGUUCUACGACAUGUUCGACUUCAUCAAGUGCUAAACAUAUCAAGGAGUUAAAACCUGCAUCUACCGUCAGUUUUGACAAUUUCCUUCGCACUAUUAAUGCAGAUAAACCAUCUUGUCUUGCGGUUCAUAGUGAUUACAGUGAUCAGUAUGUACCUGUACCAUUACAACAACAAUUUCCUCAAGUGAUCACUGAACUAUUUGAUGAAAGUAUGGUUGGCAUCCCAUACAAUGAUGUUUUACUACACUGUCACAACGUUAUAAAUCAACUAAACAUUACAGCAGAGGAGGUUUCAGCAGUUGAAGCAGCAACAAGAAACCAAGCGUGUUCCCCAGUUUGGUUUCAGUUCAGGGCUGGCCGUAUAACAGCAUCAAAGAUGAAGAGUGUCAAUCGUACAUCACUGUCUGACCCUUCGAGGAGUUUACUUCGCCACAUCUGUUACCCGACUGAGGUCAAGUUUUCUAAUCCAGCUACGAGAUGGGGAUGUAGCCAUGAAGUAACAGCUAGGGACACCUAUGAGAAAUUGUCUUCUGAGCGUCACCAUAACUUCAGUGUUGAGGAAUGUGGCUUAUUCCUCAGCUGUGAGUAUCCACAUCUUGGGGCAACUCCUGAUGGUAUUGUGGACUGUGGCUGUUGUGGAAGGGGCUGUCUUGAGAUUAAGUGUCCAUUCUGUGCAAAGGAUGACUUUGUUGAUAGUAACAUAGUUUACUUAGAGGAGAUUAAUGGGUCACUGCAAUUAAAAAGGGACAGUCAGUAUUAUUACCAGGUGCAAACACAGCUAUUUGUAACUAAUCAUGAUUACUGUGACUUUGUUGUUUGGACAAACAAUGAUAUAUUUGUGGAAAGAAUUACACCUUGUAUGGUAUUUUGGAAACCAGUAGCUGAUCAUGCAAUGCAGUUCUUCACAUCCAUUAUUCUACCAGAGAUUGUUGCACGUCAUUUCUUGAACACAUGUACAAGGGUUGCUGAAGAAAGAGUCGACAAGGAAGUGUUUUGUACAUGCCAGAAGCCAGAAGAUGGAAGGAGGUAUAUUGGCUGUGAUGGGAAAGAAUGUACAGUCAGAUGGUUUCACUUCAAGUGUGUUGGUCUUGUGCGAAAACCGAAAGGGAAAUGGUAUUGUAAACACUGUUCUACAAAUAACACAAGAAAGAAGCGGAAACACAAUAGUGAAGAGUGAUGUUUCAUGAACAAUAUCUUAUCAGUAUAACUUUACUUAUGUGUCUCAAGCCUCGCUGACACCAAGCAACUUGUUCUGUGUCUGUGAUGACACACCACCUCUUUAUUGAACUUGUUCUCAAAAUGAUAUUGAUGUCAUAUUUUGUUGGCACUACACCAAGGCCAACAUAGAACAAAAAUAAUCACAGAUAAUGUUUCAGCACAUUAAGAAUAGUUUUAUUACUAUAAUUGACAGAUUGUACAUUUGAGCAGUAACUCAUAGACUUGUGUAUGAAAUAUUUUCCAUUGGUUUGUGAAAUGGUCUAUGACAUCAAUAGUUGCUGGGAUAAUUAUGCAGCUGAAUUAUUGUGUGAAACAAAAUAUCAGUAAAGUCAUUUGAAUAAGA
Haliotis rubra (blacklip abalone) is the source of this 1578-nucleotide messenger RNA. RefSeq lists its product as uncharacterized. Bases 229 to 1194 code for a protein of 321 amino acids. The record is from RefSeq and is a predicted model, not a curated record. The transcript has a single exon. NCBI's taxonomy places the organism in Eukaryota, Metazoa, Mollusca, Gastropoda, Lepetellida, Haliotidae.